This is a messenger RNA of Cuscuta epithymum, 1838 nucleotides long. NCBI's taxonomy places the organism in Eukaryota, Viridiplantae, Streptophyta, Magnoliopsida, Solanales, Convolvulaceae. The record is from the annotation of a GenBank genome assembly.
CGUGUCAACCGCUAACCCAACACACCUUUUAAAUUAAUGCUAGAAGCCCUCAAUUUGGAGUUCUUCUUUAAAGAAUCCGAAUUUCUAAUUUACAAAUAUAUCGUCAAAGAAGAGCGCAAUUCGAAUCUUUGUCUUGUAAGUCUUACGAGACAACGAGAGGACUGCAAUUUUUCCUGAGCUUUCCCAGGAUACGAUUAAUCAGCCGCCACCGAAAACUCAUAGUGACCCCUCUUCCUCUCAGAUGCAACAGCUUGGAAACCAAUAUUGUUGAAAUCGUGCGUGUUCUGUUGAAACUGAAAGGAAGGCAAAUCUGGUCUGUGUUGUAAAAUAAACUAGUUUAAGUUGAUUCGAUUUAUGGAGAUAAGAUGAAUGCACGCCCUGCAUUAUUUAUCCAAAGAUCAAAUGAAGCUAGAGUGGGUGUCUCUGGAGCUAUGUCUAUUCCUCUACCAAUUCAGCCCUCAAUAGACCACAAUCUUCCUAAACUGGAUAGUUUUCCUGUGCACAAAAGUAUAGAUGCCUGGAGCAAAGAUAAAUCCCCGGAUUUUAUUGAUUAUUCAACAAGUGUUACAGUUCAAAAUGGCCAGGUUGAAACACUUGCAGGUGUCAUGUCAUCUGAUGACUAUGGCAAGAAAACUGAUUGGCAAGAAUGGGCAGAUCAGCUAAUGAAUGAUGACGAUGAUGACGUAAACCUUCUAGGUACCAACUGGAGCGAUAUUCUUAUUGACGUUGAUGUCCCUGAUCCUGAAUCCAAGCUGCUGUCAACAUUGCCUGAAAUACCCCCUGUUCCGCAGCCUCAAAUUGAUCAAGCUACUCCCACACUAUCUGAACAAAAUUGUAGUGUUGUGCAUCCUUCUCCUUCCAAUACUGUUCUAACCAAGACUCGUAUGCGUUGGACACCUGAACUUCAUGAAGUUUUUGUGGAAGCCGUCAAUAAACUUGGCGGGGUAGCGACAGGGCCACUCCUAAGGCGGUACUGAAGCUCAUGAAAGUUGAAGGGUUGACCAUAUAUCAUGUUAAAAGCCACUUGCAGAAAUAUAGGACAGCCAAAUACAAACCAGAGCCUUCACAAGGAACCUCAGAAGAUAAUAAUAUCCUAGAGGCCACAUCUACAGGCAUGAAAACGAGUAUGGGUAUAACAGAAGCACUACGGAUGCAGAUGGAAGUUCAGAAGCAGCUUCAUGAACAACUCGAGAUACAAAGGAAAUUGCAGUUGAGGAUUGAAGAGCAAGGGAGGUACCUUCAGAUGAUGUUUGAAAAGACGAGGAAGAUGGGGGGAGAAGAAGUAAAAACACCACCACCCAUCAUAUCUGAUGAACCCACACACUCUCCUUUAUCAACUGGAGACAAGCAACUCCAAUUGCCAGACAAUGCCAACCCCAGUGAUGAAUUGCAUGGAACUAAUGUCUGCAUUUCGGGCCAGAAAGCGGAACCAGGCCCUCAAGAAAGAGGUCGCGAGGGAAGUGACUCGUUGGGAAAAGGUUUGGACUCAGCGUCAUUGAAGCAAGUUAAAGUUGGUGAAACAACACCGCCACCUCAAUAAAUUCAUGGAUGGUUUUAGGACAUUGUCUGAGAAAUUUGAAUCCCUGAUUUAUGUACAUUUCAUUAGGGCUUCUCUGCACCUUUAGAGUAAAUUUAUGUUUAGUCUAAUAAGGACUGCAUAUCUAUAUUUUUACAUUUGAUAACAAUAAUCCAUCCGAUGUAAAACUGCAAUAAGAAGAAACCCCAUCAUCCACAACUUUGUUGAGAUGUUAUUUUUUGGAAAGUCUGCUUCCAGUGGCAAGGGAGUUUGAACUUUGAACUCACCUUGGCAAUAAUUAGAGUGGGGAACUUGUCUGCUC